Messenger RNA from Magnolia sinica, 987 nucleotides. RefSeq lists its product as uncharacterized. The record is from RefSeq and is a predicted model, not a curated record. NCBI's taxonomy places the organism in Eukaryota, Viridiplantae, Streptophyta, Magnoliopsida, Magnoliales, Magnoliaceae. Bases 1 to 987 code for a protein of 328 amino acids. The transcript is spliced from 3 exons.
AUGGUCUCUUGUCCUUCUCAUGUCAAGCUAAUUGGGUCUAAGUGGGUUUUUUCUGUGAAACUUCGGCCUGAUAGGUCUGUGGACCGUUAUAAGGCUCGUUUGGUUGCCCUUGGUAACCGCCAGGAGUACGGGGUUGACUAUGAGGAGACCUUUGCUCCUGUUGCUAAAAUGACAAUUGUGUGUACUAUUAUUGCCAUCGCAGCCUCUCAGGGAUGGUCCCUUUGCCAAAUGGCUGUGAAGAAUGCAUUUCUUCACAGUGAUUUACAGGAAAAUGUUUACAUGACACCUCCUCCUGGCCUCUGCUCGUCAUCAACGUCGAAUGUGUUUUAUGUCGACGACAUUGUCAUCACUGGGACUGAUUCUGCCCUCAUUGAUCAACUCAAGCAACAUCUUCAUGAUUUAUUCCAUGUAAAGGAUCUUGGUUCUCUUCGGUAUUUCCUCAGUUUGGAGGUUCAGUCCGAUUCCUCUGGGGUUUUCCUGCAUCAGCAUAAAUACACGGAGGACUUGAUUUCCUUGUCUGGUUGGCAGGACUCCUCUUCAGUGGGUACCCCUUUGGAAGUGAAUGUCAAGUAUCGACGUGAGGAGGGGGAUCUCCUUCCUGAUCCCAUGGUGUUUCGACAGUUAGUUGGUAGUCUCAAUUAUCUCACUAUUACAUGGCCUGACAUCUCAUUUGUUGUCCAGCAAGUCAGUCAAUUUCUGCAGUCUCCUCGCCACCUUCAUCUUGCCGCAGUCCUUCGAAUUAUUCGAUAUCUCCGGGGUCCCUCUCACCGUGGCUUGUUCUUCUCUACUGGUACUCCUCUUCGCCUUAUGGCUUUUAGUGAUGCUGAUUGGGCAGGAUGUCCUGAUACUCGCCGGUCUGUCACCGAGUGGUAUAUGUUUCUUGGUGAUUCACUUAUCUCUUGGAAGAAACAAAAACAAAAACAAAUGGGUUUGCAGGUGGGGCAUUGUAUGUUUGGGGGUAGCUUUUGUGUUUUAGUUCUCGGAUGA